Messenger RNA from Trichophyton verrucosum HKI 0517, 792 nucleotides. RefSeq lists its product as uncharacterized. The record is from RefSeq and is a predicted model, not a curated record. The coding region runs from base 1 to 792 and encodes 263 amino acids. The transcript is spliced from 2 exons. NCBI's taxonomy places the organism in Eukaryota, Fungi, Ascomycota, Eurotiomycetes, Onygenales, Arthrodermataceae.
AUGAUGAAAUUCUCGCUUUCGAAACUGAUACCCAGAAUUUAUAUAUACGUUCAACAAAACCCCAAUAUUUUACCCAACUUGGAGCACACGAACUAUACCUGUGCAUCCAGAAAGACCUGUUUGGAUGAACCAGCUCUUAAAUGCGUUCCUCCAUACCCCUUAAUGUAUAUAGUGACAGUCAAUACAAAUAUUUAUAGACUGAUCAGCUCCUUGACGACUCUACUUCGCAUCCGGAUAAUGGUCGUACUUCCAGACGUGGUACAGCCUGCUGGUCGCAUUGAUAGACAAGAGGAAAGGCAGGCUAGGAUACCUAACGCCCGUGUUAUAUCCUCGUCGUCCCUUUUCUUUUCUCCCGGCGAGGCAGCCAGCCCCAGGGAGAGAGUUAGCCAGUUCGGGAUCAAUGUCCGUUCGCAGUCCCCCAUCGUCUCUCUGCCGCUGAUCUUGUGUCUCCCCGUUUGCUCAUCCACUCUCCGUAUUCAGAUGCAGGGGACUCGAGCUCUCUUCCUAACCGGGUCUAAUUUCAGCACUCUUCAAGAAAUGAUACCCUCCCAGUACUCCGUCGCUAGUAGUGAAGAGAAGAUAGCCCCAUCUGGAUCUUCCUCCCCUUUCUUUUUCCUUCGUUUUUUGUUUUCGGCAUGUUGUCUGGGUGUGGUUAUGUAUCUACUUCUCCAUCUCGGGGCGCUGCUUCCAACCCCCUUUUGGCAAAACGAGGAUUUCAUCUUCAAGGCGAUGCGAGAUGUGCAGAGAAUAAUCCUCCUCCUUCUCCUCCACCCACCCCCAUACUGCAUCUAG